Molecule: messenger RNA, 2447 nt
Organism: Papaver somniferum (opium poppy)
Lineage: Eukaryota; Viridiplantae; Streptophyta; Magnoliopsida; Ranunculales; Papaveraceae
Exons: 5
Coding region: 458-2164 (568 amino acids)
Biological process (GO): regulation of DNA-templated transcription
Cellular component (GO): nucleus
Molecular function (GO): DNA-binding transcription factor activity
Source: RefSeq, a predicted model, not a curated record
UAGACGCGUUUAGACAAUUCAGUAGAGAAAGGGAAGUAUUUGGACAAGAGAAACAAGAGAGUAGGAAGAAAAAGAGAGAAUUUUAUAGUGUGGUGGCAUCGGAUUUUCCGUCUGAAAUUGGGGUUUUUCUAGAAGAAGAAGAAAAAGACUGACUCGCGACUCCCUCUUUGUCUGGAUAAUAUUAUUAUUGAAGGAAAAAUUGAAAAAACAGCCGCCAAAUAUCUGCGGAGCACUUCUUGUUAACAUAUGAUAUGAUCAAGCCGGCAUUUGAUUAGUUAUUUCAUCUUUCAAUGGCGGAUUAAACGUGAAUGAGAAGAAGAGAAGAGAAGAGAAGACGAGAGAAAUGAGAUUUUAGAGUUAUUUCCUCAAGGAUUUAUUCAUCGAUAUAGGUUCGAAGCAGUGUGUUAGGAAGCAAUUGAUAAAGAAAUUUAGGUUUUGUGGUUAGGAGCAAUUGAAAAUGGAUGACUCAAGUCAAUUGCGAAACGAUAUGCCUCAAAGACUUCAAUCUCCAUUCAGUUCUCCACCGUCUUCUAUUCCUAAACAACAUCAACCAAUUAAUCGGUUUGAACUUCAUCAGCACUUGAAUAACUCUCAAAUUCAUGCUCCUAUGAGGAAUUUCUCCCCGAAUUUCAGUCCAGACGGUAACAAAAGACUUGGUAUACCUCCAUCACAUCCACACAUGCCACCACAAUCCCCUUUCUCACAAAUCCCAGUAUCUAGAUUGACCACUCAGCAACCAGGUUCUCAGAGUUUCAAUCAAGGGCCUUCUCAUUCUAGGUCUCUGUCACAACCUUCAAUGUUCUCGUUGGAUUCUUUGCCCCCAAUGAGCCCUUCGCCUUACCGGGACUCCUCAUCACCUUCCAUUUCCGAACCUGCUUCGCCUGAUCUUUCAAUGGAUGAUCGUGACAGUAGUUCACACACUUCUUCUGCACGAGGUAACUCUAUGCAUAGCCUUCCUCCUCGGAAAGAGCAUAGACGGUCCAUGAGUGAUAUCCCAUUUGGAUUCUCCUCAAUGAUCCAUUCGCCACCUCCCCUUAUCCCGUUCAGGGGCCAAAACGCCUUUGAUCAGUUAGCACCUACUAGAGAUAAUUUGGGUAUGGGCAAACCAAUUCAGUUGUUGAAAAGGGAAACACAGGGCGUUAUAGGUUCGGGUAAGAAUGGUGAAGGGUUGGGGGAGAUGAAAUCAGACGGGGAAGUAAUGGAUGACAUGUUAUCUGCAUAUUUCAAUUUGGAUAUUGUUGAUACUAUGAACACAUCUGGGAACAACGAGAACAAGAAUUUCCACGAGAGUCGCGAGGAUUUAGAUAGCAGAGCGAGUGGAUCAAAGACCAAUGGGGCAGACAGCAGCGACAAUGAAGCAAGCAGUGCAAAUGAAAGUGGCUGCAGCGUGGGUAGGGCAAAUAUAAGUUCAUCUUCUGAAAUGAAGGAAGGUAACAAAAGAAGUGCAGGUGGAGAUAUUGCUCCGACAACUCGUCAUGUUAGAAGUGUUUCCAUGGACAGUUUCAUGGGUAACUUGCCAAGUUUUGGGGAUGACUUCUUAGGAAUGCCACCCUCUCCUGGAACCUCACAGAACAACUCUGCGGAUGGAAACUCUAAUGCUUUCAGCUUGGAUUUCGCCAAUGGGGAAUUCAAUGGAGCUGAACUGAAAAAGAUAAUGGCAAAUGAGAAACUUUCUGAGAUUGCAAUGGCAGACCCUAAACGUGCCAAAAGGAUUUUGGCUAAUCGGCAAUCUGCUGCUCGAUCUAAAGAACGGAAGAUGAGGUACAUCUCAGAAUUGGAACACAAAGUGCAGACUCUACAGACAGAAGCUACAACAUUGUCUGCACAAUUAACACUCUUACAGAGGGACUCAGCUGGGCUCUCUAGUCAGAACAAUGAGUUGAAAUUCCGCCUUCAAGCUAUGGAGCAGCAGGCUAAAUUGCGAGAUGCUCUAAAUGAUACAUUGACUUCUGAAGUUCAGCGAUUGAAGAUUGCUAUUGGCGAAUAUGGUCCUGAUGGUCGGCCUUCCAUUAGUUUGGAUCAACAACGGAUGAAUAUGUUCCAUAUGCAGCGUAAGCAGGGUUCUCAGCUCAACUUCUACCAACUGCAGCAGCAGCAACAGCAACAAGAACAACAGCAACAGAAGCAGAACACCGCAGCUGCAAAGCAAAACUCGAACCAGUAAGUUAGUUCUCAGAUAACUUUAUAAGCUCUAUAGGGUUAACCUUACUUCCUUCACUCCUUUAAGAUUAUUGAAGAUCAUAGAACACAUACAAUCUUUUACAUUGUAGUUAAUAUAGUAUUUCCUUUAUUAUUUAUUGAGGUCACAUGUAGUUCAAAAUGUAGCAUUUUUUAGUUUAUCGGUUCUUUUGAUAUUGUAAGAAUUGUUUAGUCUACGGAUCUUUUGAUGACAACAAAUGAACUUGUUUCAUUUGUUUUAAGAAACCAAAACACAUAGUUGUCUUUCA